This is a messenger RNA of Eriocheir sinensis (Chinese mitten crab), 5489 nucleotides long. RefSeq lists its product as uncharacterized. Lineage: Eukaryota; Metazoa; Arthropoda; Malacostraca; Decapoda; Varunidae. Gene Ontology annotation, biological process: carbohydrate metabolic process. The coding region runs from base 192 to 5039 and encodes 1615 amino acids. The transcript has 10 exons. Gene Ontology annotation, molecular function: hydrolase activity, hydrolyzing O-glycosyl compounds. The record is from RefSeq and is a predicted model, not a curated record.
CACAAGGCGAGCAGCACCAACACACAACAACCGCUCUCAGUAGUUUCUCAUCUGUGACGGGGAGUGAACGUCAGCCCCUUCCCUGCCCGACCCCUGACCGCACUGCCUGAGAUGUUACCCUACCGCCUCCCGUGACCCUUGUGACCACUCGAAAGCCAGGAUUUGUCUCUCGUCCUCAGCCACUACACAGGAUGGCGGACCGCUUCGAUGACCCCGAGGACUGGGAGCUGCGGCCCUUCUCCUCGGGGAAGCUCAAGAAGUCCUCAUCGGUGGAGAUCCUGCUGGGGACACAUAACAGUACGCGGGGCCGCCUGCUCGCCUCCUCCCCCAACCACCCCUCCAGAGGAACGGUCACGAGCCACAAGAUGAAGGGGUCAGGCCGGCCCUCGAGCAACGGGAAGUCUGACACUCUCCCAGCUCAGUCCGCCUCGUCAGGUACCCGCCAAGUGCCAAACGGGGGCGUCACGAAGCCAGGAUCUAAGGACAAGGAAGCGAAGAGUGCCCACCAUAAGGCGCCUAAGGACAGUGAGGGAAAACGCGUGCAUGCUAAGACGCCUAAAGACUCAGAGGCAAAGAAAGAGCACCACAAGAGAGAAAAAGAUAUAGAAAAAGGUGAGCAUUCUAAGCCGUCCAAAGAUACAGCAAAUGACGCGGAAUUUAAAAAGGUUAAGGACACAGAAAAAGACGGUCACCCUAAGCCGCCCAAAGAUACAGAAAAAGGUGCGCAAUCUAAGAAGGUAAAGGACACAGAAAAAGAUGGUCACUCUAAGCCGCCCAAAGAUACAGAAAAAGGUGCAGAAUCUAAGAAGGUUAAGGACACAGAAAAAGAUGGUCACUCUAAGCCGCCCAAAGAUACAGAAAAAGGUGCAGAAUCUAAGAAGAUUAAGGACACAGAAAAAGAUGGUCACUCUAAGCCGCCCAAAGAUACAGAAAAAGGUGCAGAAUCUAAGAAGAUUAAGGACACAGAAAAAGAUGGUCACUCUAAGCCGCCCAAAGAUACAGAAAAAGGUGCAGAAUCUAAGAAGGUUAAGGACACAGAAAAAGAUGGUCACUCUAAGCCGUCCAAAGAUACAGAAAAAGGUGCAGAAUCUAAGAAGGUUAAGGACACAGAAAAAGAUGGUCACUCUAAGCCGUCCAAAAAUACAGAAAAAGACGCGGAAUCUAAAAAGGUAAAGGACACAGAAAAAGAUGGUCACUCUAAGCCGUCCAAAAAUACAGAAAAAGACGCUCAAUCUAAAAAAGUUAAGGAUACAGAAAAAGAUGGUCACUCUAAGUCGCCCAAAGAUACAGAAAAAGGUGCACACUCUAACGCGUCUAAAGAUACAGAAAGAGGUGCGGAAUCUAAACUGUCCAAAGACAUAGAAAAAGGUGCGGAAUCUAAUACUUCUAAGGACUCUGAUUCAAGGAGUGCGCAGCCUUACCCAGUGCAAAGGACGGAGAAACCCAUCGUGCCCCUCUCCGCUGUGAACCCCGAUCUCAUGGGCUCGAACACCUCUUUACGGCGAAUGUCCUCAACCCCUUUGCACCCAGGCUACAACACCCCCAGGCGGCGGGAAUCAGAGACGCCCAUGCCGUUCAUGCCACUCUCCGCCAUACCCUUAUCCUUACUGGGGUCCAACAGCUCCCUAAGGCGAGUAUCUGAGACUCCAUCUGUCCCUCACUACUUAACUUCCACCCCGGUACAGACCACCAAACCCCAGACCUCCCACGCCACCCAGAACACUCCCCCGAUGUCCAGGCUAAGAAACCUCAAGGAACUCGCCAGCCGCCUCCCCCUGCUGGUCACGAAGAAACCCGAAUACCCGUCCCCCAACAGCACGCCGCAGGACACGCCGAAGAGCACGCCGAAGAGCACGCCAAAGGUGACGCCGAAGGGGACGCCCAUCAUAGGGAAGCGGGGGCACGUGUUCUCGGUGUCAACGCCCGAGGUGGAGCCGGAGACGGGCCAUCCGUCACCGCUCAUCCCCUCCGAGGCGGUGAGGAUGCGGCGGCACGUUAAGGAGUGUGAGGGCGACCCCCUCGACCAGCGGAGGAGGAUCAAGCCCCCGACAGACGACUCGGACAAGGACAAGGCUGAGGGCGGCGGUGACGGGGACGAGCCGGUGUGGCAAAGGCGCCUGUCGCUGCUCUUCAUCCCGCCCACCGAAAACGAGCUGGAGGAGCCGGAGAAGGAGCCCGAGGAAACCACACGACUCCUCCCGAAGAACAUCCAGCCACACAUCCUUCGCAAGCAGUCCAUCGAUAGCCUCUGCUACACGCCCCCGCGCUCCCGCAAGAAGGAGCGCGAGGAGAGGGCGGCGAGAAAGCGGGAGAGAGACGAGGAGAAGAAGAGGGAGAGAGAGCGCGAGGAGAAGGAAAGGGAGCGGAAAGAGAGAGAGGAGAAGGAAGCUAAGGAGAGGGAGGAGAAGGAGAGAGAGCUUGCGAGGAAGGAGAAGGAGAAGACCAGUAGCAGUAAGAGGAACAAGAAGGUGGAAGAGGAAGAGGAGGACCUGCAGCCGGCGCGUAUCAUCUAUGAAGACGAGAGAAGAGGGAAGGAGAAGAAGGAGAGCAACGCGAAAUUCUCAAGACUACGAAGGUCAUCCAUAAGUGAUGCCCCCUCGUCGUCCUCGUCCUCCCAUGCCACGAGCGAGGAGGAGGAGGAGGAAGACGAAGAGGAGAACGAGCAGGAGCCAGGUGGGGAUGACUACACUUCCUGGGAUGACACAAUCUGCUCCAACCGCUCCGCCUACUUCAAGAAAUACUACACCCAGCGAGGGGUCAUAGGAAAGUCCCCCGACGAGAUAGACGGUUCCUUCAAGUCCCCCUUCGAAGCUUCCCACAACUCCCUCUCAUCACUCAUACGAGAGAAAAUGGGGAAGCUGUCGCCGGGCCAGGGCAAGAAGGGCGUGCAGGUGGGGCUGGUGGUGCUGGUUGUGGUGCUGCUGGUGAUAAUCGUGACGGGCAUCAGCCUCACCACAUACUUCUACAAACUUCACCUCCUCGAGCUUUCCAUCUUCAACCGCAUCAAGUUUUUCGAGUCGCCGCGGCACCUGAUGGUGUAUGACCCCACGUGGGAGCCCGUCAUCACCGCCCACCUGGGGACCAACCUGCCGGACCUCUCCAUCCCCGAGGACUGCACGCAGUACCUCCACUACCUGGAGGCGAGGAACUACACGCUGCCCCACCACGGCCUGGGAGACGACGAGUACGAGGAGAUGAUAUGUCUGGACUGGACGGGUCUGGCCCAGCUGCACCUUCGGAAGCUGUACUCGUCGGGCAGCGUGCAGUGCUACUCGGUGUGGUGGCUGGCCCUCAAGGACGACUUCUCGCUGCGGGAUUGCCUCAUGGCGGACGCGAGUCACGGCGUGUGGUGGGGCGGCGGCGAGAUGGCGGCGGGCGGCUUCCCUGUGACGCGGGCCAACGUCCCGCCCGAGAAGAUGGUGACUGGCAGGCUGGACCGGGACCCGUGGGGGCAGGUGAUACGCCGCGCCUGGAUCUCUGACCACGCCUCCAUGCUCCUGCUACCCGCCAGGUUCAACGGCCUCGUGUCUGUUAACCACGAGCUGGACGAGCAAGUGUGCAUGGAGGUGCCCGGCGACCCCGGUGCCACCAAGGACCGCACGCUGAGUUACACGCUGUGCAUCGCGCCCAACCUUACCGCACUGGCCUCCCACAUGCACCAGCGCGCCGUGCGGGAGCGGCGCCUGGUGGGCCUAGCCAUGCCCACCCUCGUCAACUACAGCACCGAGUUGGAGAAGGAGGAGCAUGGCGACGGCGAGACCCACGAGGUGACGGUGCUGGAGGAAAACUUCCGACCGGAAGUGGUGACGCGGGUGGAGGAGCGGCUGGAGAACCCGAUCUGGAUCCCCUGGAUGUUCCCGGAGAACCCGCAGCUGACGCAGGAGGCGGUGCUGCAGUACGUGGACCGCAUGCUGAGCAACAGGACGCUGGGAGUGUGGGGCCACGUGCUGCUGCCAGCCUCGUGGCAGACUCGGCCCGGCGAGAUGGAGUUUGAUCCCGAGAGGUUCCCUGACCCCUUGGCCCUCUCGCAGGAGCUCCAGACCAAGGGCUUUCGCCUGGCCCUGACCAUACACCCGUUCGUCAGCGUGGAUGCCCCCGCCUUCAACGCGGGCUCCACGGAGAGCCUGUGGGUGCGGCAGAAGAACUCGGUGCUGCCGGCCCUGGUGAGCUACGACGAGCAGCACCCGUCGGUGAUGACGGACUUCAGCAACCCGCGGGCGCGCCAGUGGUAUGCCGCGCAGCUCCGGCAGCUGAAGGACAAAUACCAAAUCGACCGCUUCCACCUACAGCCCGCCGACGCCCACACCCUGCCCGCCUUCCACGAGCACCACCUGCCCGUGCCCGGCUCCGACGCCACGCUGAUGUUUUUCAUGGCCUCUGUCAGCAGCGUGUCGCCGCCCAUCAGUACGGAGGGCACCGUAACGCCGCCCCUGCCGCCCACCUUCGUUUCCCUGGGGACGGGCGACGGCUCCUGGGAGGGCCUCGAGACCCUCGUGCCCCGUGUCCUCACCCUCGCCAUGCUCGGCUUCCCCUUCGUCGACGUGGGGCCCAUCGGCGGCCUGGCCAGGGCGGGGCACGUGCCGGACCGGGAGCUCUACAUCAGGUGGAUUGAGGCGGCGGCCUUCCUCCCCGCCAUGCAGAUAAGCGUGUUGCCCAGCACCUACGGGGAGGAGGUGGAGGAGCUGGCACAGGAAUACCUAGCCAAACGUAAAGAGCUCGUCCUACCUCGACUGCUGGCCCGGGUGAGGGACGGCCUGGACCACGGUCGGCCCCUCAUCACUCCGCUGUCCAUCUUCGUGCCGGAUGACCCCGAGGCCGCCAAGGUGGAUGACGAGUGGAUGAUUGGCGAUGACCUCCUAGUGGCGCCCGUGACCCACCGAGGGGAGAGGAAGCGCACCUUCUACCUGCCCAAGGGGAUCUGGAGGGACGAGAUUGACGGUCACCUGAGGAGCGGAGGACGAUGGGUCAAGAAUUACAAAGUCCCGCUCACCAAGAUUCCUCACUUCACCUUGAAAUACAUAAACGACUUCGAGACCUGAGUGAGAGAUUGAGGCCCGUGUUCUCAGACGCUUUCGGCUCUAACAACAAUAUUUACAAAGGCCACAGAGGAGAGUAGUUGGGUUCUCGUGAGUGUUUUCCGCGUUCAUGGUGCGGGAGGCUUGUCAGACUAUCACCAGACUCAUAAAACUACUCAUGGAAAUACUCACAACCUCAACGAAAGCCUUAUCAAAUGUGGGUGUGUGAGCCCAGAAAUGUUUGAGAGUAUGUGCCUAAGAGUGUGAGGGGGAUUUAUUAAGAGAGAGAGAGAGAGAGAGAGAGAGAGAGAGAGAGAGAGAGAGAGAGAGAGAGAGAGAGAGAGAGAGAGAGAGAGAGAGAGAGAGAGAGAGAGAGAGAGAGAGAGAGAGUAAAUACUGUAGAUAAUUAUUAACUUGUUCAUUGUAAUUAUUGAUGAGUUUUAGAUCUUAAUAUACAUAUCGUUCCAAUCCGUA